This is a messenger RNA of Synchiropus splendidus (mandarinfish), 2053 nucleotides long. RefSeq names its product Rho guanine nucleotide exchange factor (GEF) 3, like (gene arhgef3l). Bases 164 to 1765 code for a protein of 533 amino acids. Gene Ontology annotation, biological process: positive regulation of Rho protein signal transduction; intracellular signal transduction. Gene Ontology annotation, molecular function: guanyl-nucleotide exchange factor activity. NCBI's taxonomy places the organism in Eukaryota, Metazoa, Chordata, Actinopteri, Syngnathiformes, Callionymidae. The record is from RefSeq and is a predicted model, not a curated record. The transcript is spliced from 13 exons.
GUUGAUUGAAGGAUGUGGUUGAGUGUGAGAUGAGGAAGAAAGUGAGGAGGAGGAAGAACAAUGACAUUGACGCUCGGCAAACAAACUCACCGCUGCUACGGAAACGCACUGUUGCACCGUUUUAAAAUGAUAUCUGGACGUGUCAUGUCGCGCUGAGUCGAGGAUGGAAGUGGAGGAGAGCAAAGUCAGGACUUCCUGGAGAGAGUCAGCCGAGGCCAACAACUGGGACCACAGCGCUAAGAAGAGGAAGCAGAAUCAAAUGCCAGACCUGGUGAUCAGAAUCACGGAGGCUCACACCGGAAACGCUGCACCCAGUGACUUCUCUGCUCUCCUCCCCCUCUCAUGCCAGGGUGAUGAAGACGGGGAUGAAGGUGACGCCGUGUGCCAAGUCAAAGAUUCAGAGGAGCCCAGCAACAAGCGGGUCAAACCUGUGGCCAAGUCCAACAGUGUGACCGGAGUCAUCAGUCCGGUCAAGACGCCGGCUCUCAAGCGCAUCGGCCUGUCCAUCUCGCGCUCCAUCAGCUUCCGCACGGACGUGCGACCGCUGCCCACGCCGCCGCUCCGCGCUCGCAAGGCCUCGUCCUUCCCCCGGCGACGCAACAGCCAGUGCUGGAGCGACACGGUGGAGAACCCCGACCUCACUGCCAGGGAGAUCAAGAGACAAGAGGUCAUCUAUGAGCUGACGGAGGGGGAGCGACAGCUGAUCGCGGACCUCAGCCUGGUCACCAAGGUCUACUACGAGCCCAUGCUGAAGCUGGACAUCCUGACGGAGAGCGAGCUCGGACAGAUCUUCGGCACGCUGGACUCUCUGAUCCCGCUUCACCAAGAUCUUCUGAGCCGCCUGGAGCGUCUGCGAGGGUCAGAGAAAACCGUGGGAGAGGUGGCACCGACGCUGCUGAACUGGUUCCCGUGUCUGGAGGCCUACGUCACCUACUGCUGCAACCAGGUGGGCGCCAAGUCUCUGCUGGACCAGAAGAAGAGCGAGAAGAGGGUGGAGCACUUCCUGCGCUUGUGCCAGGAGUCCUCCUUCAGCCGCAAACUGGACCUCUGGAACUUCCUGGAUCUGCCCAGGAGCCGUCUGGUCAAGUACCCCUUGUUGGUGAAGGAGAUCCAGAAGUGUACGCCUCCAGAGCACCCGGACGAGGACACGCUGCCUGAUGCUCUGGAGCUGAUCCAGAGCAUCGUGACGGAGGUGAACGAGAAGACUGGGGAGGCCGAGUGUCAGUUUUACAGACGGGCCCUGAACUACUCCGAAAGCAACCAGAGGCUCCCUGAGAUCCAGCAGUCCCGCUUCCUCUACUGCCACGGCGAGCUGAAGAGCAGCAAAGGCCAGCGGCUGCACGUGUUCCUGUUCGAGCUGGCGCUGGUGCUGACCCGGGCCGGGGAGGACCGAGACGGAGGCAGCGUGUUCCAAGUGUACCGACAGCCACUGCCCAACGUCCUGCUCAACCUGGAGGAGAUUCCCGACGGAGAGGCUGGAGGCGGGAGCUUCAGGGGCCACUUCACCGGGGGCAACGAUCGAGUGAGGAACUGCUUCCGUGUGAGCAGCAGGGGGCGCUCCAAGGCGCACUCCUACAACCUGCAGGCCAACGACUCCUUCAGCAGGCAGCAGUGGAUCAGCAGCCUGCGACAGGCCAUCGUCCAGUCCAGAGACCGGACCGUCGCCAGGUCGCCGGUGGCCCCGCCCCCUGACCCCGCCCUCUACCACAUGGCCGAACUCAGUCUCAGCUCCGACACAGAGAUGAGCGACCGCGGCGGCCACUGACCGGCGCAGCUUCGUGGCAUCACGGACCUCAGGUUCCCCCCCCCCCUCUUCCUGUGACAAAACACCGAGUCAUCUGGUGAGCGGUGGCGCCCUCUAGCGGCCGCUCAAACUGUGACGCCGUUGAAAGUGAACUUCACUCUGGCAUCAAUGGAUUUAAGUGACUGACCGGGCCCAGCUUGGUGUUGACUUCUGGACUCAGUGACAUUCCUGAGCCAGAGCAGCAGCGGAAGACGAAUAGGUGUCUCCCUCCAAUAAAGUGACUUGUUUUCCUCUCACGCGUCCUCCAGU